CAACCUUAAAUAGCUCUUUUUUUUUCUUCGGCAAUAUUAUGCAUGUAAUUUAUUAAAGGGCGACAUACUUGAUGUGUCUACAAUCAUCCAAUAAUAUACGGGGUAAGUUGAAUCCAAUAAUAUAUGUGGUUGUCCGGUUUACUAUCAUGUGGAUGAGGGUAAGUUUGAAUCCAAGAGCAAAAAAGGGUGUUUUGUGGGUUUUAAAGAUGGAUUUAAGGGAUUUAGAGUCUUGUCACCUUUUGAGCUUAGAGUUAUACUUAACAGGAAUGUGAUAUUUGAUGAGAAAUCUAUGUUUAACCCCAUGUUGAAGGUUAUUGUUGUUGGAGAUAGCAGGAAUGUUGAUAAAGAGGUGGAGCUGCAAACUCUCAAAGAGAGUAAGUUUGAGCACCAAGGUGGAGAAGAUCAACAUGAAGAUGUUUCUGAUGAGCCAGAAACUUCAACGUCUAGUGUAGGAGCUCAACAGUCUAUAACUUCCGGUGGAUCGAAGAGAGCGACUGUAGGAGUACCUGCACAGAGGUAUGGCUUCAAUGACAUGGUGGGGUAUGCUUUUCAGGUUGCUGAAGAGGUGGAUGCGGGUGAGCCACAGUCUUACAAAGAAGAAUUUUCGUGUGCCGAAGCCGCUCAGUGGCUUGCUGCAAUAGGAGACGAAAUGGAAUCCCAUGACAGGAAUCAGACUUGGGAGUUGGUCAAACGCCCAUAGGGAAGAAAGAUUGUUACAAACAAGUGGAUCUACAACAAGAAGGAAGGAAUAACUUUUGAAGAGGGCAUUAAAUUUAAAGCGCGUGU
Linum trigynum is the source of this 786-nucleotide messenger RNA. Lineage: Eukaryota; Viridiplantae; Streptophyta; Magnoliopsida; Malpighiales; Linaceae. The record is from the annotation of a GenBank genome assembly.